GAAAAAAGAAGACAUGAUAAAAUGUUGGCAGUUCUUUAGUUCUGUUCUUUGUCUGCUUCUGUUUCAAGCCUGUCAUCAGUUCAAAGAAGAAUUUCUCUGACACAGAGCAACAAGUGCUGGAUGUUGAGAUGGGGUUUAUCCUGGUCUGGUCCCUGACCUGUUUCUUGUUGAAUAUACACCUCUGCAAACAGGCCACAGACAGACCACAGGCCCACCUGACCAUGGACACAACAUCCAUUCACCAGGGGUUUGUGACCCUGACCUGCUCUGUGAAUUCAUCAUCAUCUGAAUGGAAAUACUACUGGUACAGAGGCAACAGAGUCUAUUUUUACCAGACCACAUAUUCACAAACAACUGCCUCACCUGGAGGAACCUAUCAGUGCAGAGGAGGCAGAGGAUAUCCAGUUCACUUCAGUGACUACAGCAAUUCAGUUGUAGCACACAGGGUCGUUUUGACCCUUGAUCCAAACUGGUCUGAGAUAUUUUAUGGAGAGGCGUUGACACUCAGAUGUGAGAUCCAGGAUGGAGGAAACACUGGGUGGACAUAUGAAUGGACAAAGGACACAUUAAACAUACCUCCAACGACAAAUGAAUACAGAAUUACCAGAGCUACUACAGCAGACCGUGGAUCCUACAGAUGUAGAGGAAGAACAGACUCAUCUGUCACAACAGAGUGGAGUAAUGUCAUUGAAUUGACAGUAGCAGACAGACCAAAGACCCAACUGAGCAGGUCCACAACAUCCAUUAACCAGGGGAAUGUGACCCUGACCUGCUCUGUGAGGUCAUCAUCUGGAUGGAAAUACUACUGGUACAAAGACAAGAGUCUAUAUAAACCCCAGAACCCACAACUUUAUUCUGAUCAUCCACUCAUAACUGUCUCACCUGGAGGAACCUAUCAGUGCAGAGGAGGCAGAGGAGAUCCAGUUUACUACAGCAACUACAGCAACUCAGUUGUGGCACACAGGGUCGUUUUGACCCUUGAUCCAAACUGGUCUGAGAUAUUUUAUGGAGAGGCGUUCACACUCAGAUGUGAGAUCCAGGAUGGAGGAAACACUGGGUGGACAUAUGAAUGGACACUGGACACAAUAAACUUAACUACAACAACAAAUGAAUACAGAAUUACCAGAGCUACUCCAGCACACCGUGGAUCCUACAGAUGUAGAGGAAGAACAGACUCAUCUGUCACAACAGUGUGGAGUAAUGUCAUUAAAUUGACAGUAGCAGACAGACCACAGGUCCACCUGACCAUGGACACAACAUCCAUUGACCAGGGGAGUGUGACCCUGACCUGCUCUGUGAGUUCAUCAUUAUCUGGAUGGAAAUACUACUGGAAGAAAGACAACACAGACUAUUAUCGCCAGACCACAUAUUCACAACUAACUGCCUCAUCUGGAGGAACCUAUCAGUGCAGAGGAGGCAAAGGAGAUCCAGUUCACUACAGUGACUACAGCAACUCAGUUGUGAUACACAGGGUCGUUUUGACCCUUGAUCCAAACUGGUCUGACACAUUUUAUCGAGAGGCGUUCACACUCAGAUGUGAGAUCCAGGAAGGAGGAAACACUGGGUGGACAUAUGAAUGGACAAAGAACACAAUAAACAUACCUACAACAACAAGUGAAUACAGGAUUUCCAACGCUACUACAGCACACCGUGGAUCCUACAGAUGUAGAGGAAGAACAGACUCAUCUGACACAACACAGUGGAGUAAUGUCAUUGAAUUGACAGUAGCAGACAGACCAAAGACCCAACUGAGCAGGUCCACAGCAUCCAUUAACCAGGAGAGUGUGACCCUGACCUGCUCUGUGAGUUCAUCAUCUGGAUGGAAAUACUACUGGUACAAAGACAAGAGCCUGUAUAAACCCCAGAACCCACAACUUUAUUCUGAUCAUCCACUCAUAACUGUCUCACCUGGAGGAACCUAUCAGUGCAGAGGAGGCAGAGGAGAUCCAGUUUACUACAGCGACUACAGCAACUCAGUUGUGACACACAGGGUCGUUUUGACCCUUGAUCCAAACUGGUCUGAGAUAUUUUAUGGAGAGGCGUUCACACUCAGAUGUGAGAUCCAGGAUGGAGGAAACACUGGGUGGACAUAUGAAUGGACAAAGAACACAAUAAACAGACCUACAACGACAAAUGAAUACAGAAUUACUAGAGCUACUACAGCACACCGUGGAUCCUACAGAUGUAGAGGAAGAACAGACUCAUCUGACACAACAGAGUGGAGUAAUGUCAUUGAACUAACAGUAGCAGACAGACCAAAGACCCAACUGAGCAGGUCCACAACAUCCUUUAACCAGGAGAGUGUGACCCUGACCUGCUCUGUGAGGUCAUCAUCUGGAUGGAAAUACUACUGGUACAAAGACAAGAGCCUGUAUAAACCCCAGAACCCACAACUUUUUUCUGAUCAUCCACACAUAACUGUCUCACCUGGAGGAACCUAUCAGUGCAGAGGAGGCAGAGGAGAUCCAGUUUACUACAGUGAAUACAGCAACUCAGUUGUGACACACAGGGUCGUUUUGACCCUUGAUCCAAACUGGUCUGAGAUAUUUUAUGGAGAGGCGUUCACACUCAGAUGUGAGAUCCAGGAUGGAGGAAACACUGGGUGGACAUAUGAAUGGACAAAGAACACAAUAAACAGACCUACAACGACAAAUGAAUACAGAAUUACUAGAGCUACUACAGCACACCGUGGAUCCUACAGAUGUAGAGGAAGAACAGACUCAUCUGACACAACAGAGUGGAGUAAUGUCAUUGAACUAACAGUAGCAGACAGACCAAAGACCCAACUGAGCAGGUCCACAACAUCCUUUAACCAGGAGAGUGUGACCCUGACCUGCUCUGUGAGGUCAUCAUCUGGAUGGAAAUACUACUGGUACAAAGACAAGAGCCUGUAUAAACCCCAGAACCCACAACUUUUUUCUGAUCAUCCACACAUAACUGUCUCACCUGGAGGAACCUAUCAGUGCAGAGGAGGCAGAGGAGAUCCAGUUUACUACAGCGACUACAGCAACUCAGUUGUGACAAACAUACCUGUAGUGACGCUGAAAUCCAGCUGGUCUGAGAUAUUUCAUUCAGAGACGGUCACUCUCAGAUGUGAGAUCACAGAUGGAGGGGACACUGAGUGGGUUUAUGAAUGGUCAACAUCAGGCCCAGAACUACCUCAGGAACAAAGUGAAUAUCUGACCAUCAGAGUUAAUUUUUACACCAGUAGACAGUACUACUGUAAGGGUAAACACAAAGAGGAUAAGAAUAUGGAAACAGAAUGGAGCAACUCCAUGUCUCUGAAUCCAUCAUUACCAAAACCACAGGCCCACCUGACCUCUGACACAACAUCCAUUCAACAAGGCAGCAGUGUGACCCUGACCUGCUCUGUGAGGUCAUCAUCUGGAUGGAAAUACUACUGGUACAAAGACAACACCUUAUAUAAACCCCACACCACACAAGACUUUUCUGAUAAUCCACAAAUAAGUGUCUCAGUGGGUGGAAGCUACCGGUGCAGAGGAGGCCGAGGAAACCCAGUUUACUACACAUACAACAGCAACACAGUCAGUAUCAGCACCAUCGUCUCAAAUGGGACCAUUGUGACUCUGGAUCCAAACUGGUCUGAGAUAUACACAGGAGAGAAGAUCACCCUCAGAUGUGAAAUCCACAGAGGAGACACAGAGUGGGAGUAUGAAUGGAGAAAAUCUGACUCAGCCCUGUCUGAAACAGAAUCUGAAAUCAGAAUAACUAAAGCUCAUUCACGCCUUACUGGAGACUACAGCUGCAGAGGAAAAAUGAAACAGUCACAGGAUCAUUCAACAAACUGGAGCGACAAAGUCACACUGACGGUAUCAGUUGGUAAACCCAGUUCUGUCCUCACUGUGUCUCCAUCAUGGCUGAGUCCUGGAGCCUCAGUAACUCUGAAGUGUCAUGUUAAACCUCCAUCUGCAGGAUGGAGGUUUUAUUGGUAUAAGGCUGUUCCUCAGUUAUCAGAUGAACCGUACAGGUAUGAGCUGUUACCUGACAGCAGUGAAGGGACUGAACAGGAGGUUUUCACCAUCCAUGGACAAAAAAACACCACAGGUUAUGUGUGUAGAGCUGGAAGAGGAGAUCCACAGUUUUACUCUGAGUACAGUCGACCUAAGUUUACCUGGUGUGGAGAUAUGGACUCAUCAGUGUCUCUCAGAGUGAGUCCCAACAGAAGUCAACAUUUCACCUCUGAGUCUAUCUCACUGAGCUGUGAGACCAACUCUGAUAAAUGGAGAGUGAAACGGUUCUAUGAGAACUGUUCCUCAAAUUGUAAUUAUUACAGCUGGAGGACUGAUACAUCUCCGUGCAUCAUCUACUGGACAGUGUACAAUCGUGCAGUGUUCUGGUGUGAGUCUGGAUCAGGAGAGUUUAGCAACGCAGUUAACAUCUCUACUCAUGAUGAUAUUAUCUUAGAGAGCCCUGUGCAUCCUGUGACUGAAGGACAACCUCUGACUCUCAGCUGUAGACGGAGGACAGACGGUAUUCUGUCUGAUGUCAGUUUCUACAAAAAUGGAAAACUAAUCCAGAAUGGAACCAGUGGACAACUCAAUAUCUCUGCAGUGUCUAAGUCAGAUGAAGGUUUUUAUCAGUGUGAAAGAAAAGAGGUACUGAGCCGAAGAGUACAGGUUUGGAUGUCACCAGAGAGCUGGGUGUCUGUAAAAUCUGGGUCCGUGGUUGAAAGCCCUCCCUUUCCUGUGUGGUUUGUCAUUGGACCAAUUUGUGGAAUUUUAUUGAUAAUCCUUCUGUUCCUGUUGUGUCGCUACAAUUCAUACUGUAUCAGAUGGUUUAGGUGUCCUCACUCUCCAAAAAGCAGUCAGAGCUCUGCUGCAGACCACAUGAUGAACCAGACUGAGGCUCAACAUGACCCUAGCCCUUCUCCUCUUCAUGCUGAUGCUUUUCUGUACGACUCCAUCAAAGACAACGGAGACUCUGGGAGCGGGGGACCUUCAGAUGUCACAUAUUCUUCAAUUGAACUUAAAAACAUGAAGGGAGCCAAAAAACAGAAACCAGGAGAGGAGUGUACUGUUUACUCAGCGGUGAAGCCAAAACCAGCUGCAGAUGAUAAUGUGGUGUACACCCAGGUCCACGCCCACGGUAAAGGAAAAGCCAAAAGAAAGAAAGGAAAAGCAUCUCCUGGAGCUCCAGAGGAAACCGAGGAAACAGAUGCUGUUCCUCUCCAUACAGAAAUGGCUGAUGGUCACUUUCAGGGUUUAAUCACCUUCUUCUCAUGGAAUGCACUGUUGCUUCUUGGGGUCUGCUUCCAUGUGACGAACAUAGCUGUAGUGACGCUGAAAUCCAGCUGGUCUGAGAUAUUUUAUUCAGAGACGGUCACUCUCAGAUGUGAGAUCACAGAUGGAGGGGACACUGAGUGGGUUUAUGAAUGGUUCACAUCAGGCACAAAUCUACCUCUGGAGCAAAGUGAAUACUUGACCAUCAGAGUUGAUUUUAAUGACCGUAGAUGGUACUACUGUAAGGGUAAACACAAAGAGGAUGAGAAUAUGGAAACAGAAUGGAGCAACUCCAUGUCUCUGCAAGCAUUAUCACCGAAACCAGAGGCCCACCUGACCUCUGACACAACAUCCAUUCAACAAGGCAGCAGUGUGACCCUGACCUGCUCUGUGAGGUCAUCAUCUGGAUGGAAAUACUACUGGUACAAAGACAACACCUUAUAUAAACCCCACACCACACAAGACUUUUCUGAUAAUCCACAAAUAAGUGUCUCAGUGGGUGGAAGCUACCGGUGCAGAGGAGGCCGAGGAAACCCAGUUUACUACACAGACGACAGCAACACAGUCAGUAUCAGCACCAUCGUCUCAAACGGGGCCGUUGUGACUCUGGAUCCAAACUGGUCUGAGAUAUACACAGGAGAGAAGAUCACCCUCAGAUGUGAAAUCCACAGAGGAGACACAGAGUGGGAGUAUGAAUGGAGAAAAUCUGACUCAGCCCUGUCUGAAACAGAAUCUGAAAUCAGAAUAACUGAAGCUAAUUCAGACCAUACUGGAGACUACAGCUGCAGAGGAAAAAUGAAACAGUCACAGGAUCAUCCAACAAACUGGAGCGACAAAGUCACACUGACGGUAACAGUUGGUAAACCCAGUUCUGUCCUCACUGUGUCUCCAUCAUGGCUGAGUCCUGGAGCCUCAGUAACUCUGAAGUGUCAUGUUAAACCUCCAUCUGCAGGAUGGAGGUUUUAUUGGUAUAAGGCUGUUCCUCAGUUAUCAGAUGAACCGUACAGGUAUGAGCUGUUACCUGACAGCAGUGAAGGGACUGAACAGGAGGUUUUCACCAUCCAUGGACAAAAAAACACCACAGGUUAUAUGUGUAGAGCUGGAAGAGGAGAUCCACAGUUUUACUCUAAGUACAGUCUACCUAAGUUUACCUGGUGUGGAGAUAUGGACUCAUCAGUGUCUCUCAGAGUGAGUCCCAACAGAAGUCAACACUUCACCUAUGAGUCUAUCUCACUGAGCUGUGAGACCAACUCUGCUGAAUGGAGAGUGAGACAGUUCUAUGAGGACUUUUAUUUAUUUUGUGAUGAUUACCGCUGGAAGGCUCAAACAUCUCCAUGCAUCAUCUCCAGAACAGUGUACAAUGGUGCAGUGUUCUGGUGUGAGUCUGGAUCAGGAGAGUUUAGCAACGCAGUUAACAUCUCUACUCAUGAUGAUAUUAUCUUAGAGAGCCCUGUGCAUCCUGUGACUGAAGGACAACCUCUGACUCUCAGCUGUAGACUGUGGACAGACGGUAUUCUGUCUGAUGUCAGUUUCUACAAAAAUGGAAAACUAGUCCAGACUGGAACCAGUGAACAGCUCAAUAUCUCUGCAGUGUCUAAGUCAGAUGAAGGUUUUUAUCAGUGUGAAAGAAAAGAGGUACUGACCCGAAGAGUACAGGUUUGGAUGUCACCAGAGAGCUGGGUGUCUGUAAAAUCUGUGUCUGUGGAUGAAAGCCCUCCCUUUCCUGUGUGGUUUGUCAUUGGACCAAUUUGUGGAAUUUUAUUGAUAAUCCUUCUGUUCCUGUUGUGUCGCUACAAUUCAUACUUCAUCAGGUGGUUUAGGUGUCCUCGCUCUCCAAAAAGCAGUCAGAGCUCUGCUGCAGACCACAUGAUGAACCAGACUGAGGCCCAACAUGACCCUAGCCCUUCUCCUUUUCAUGGUGAUGCUUUUCUGUACGACUCCAUCAAAGACAACAGAGACUCUGGGAGCGGGGGACCUUCAGAUGUCACAUAUUCUUCAAUUGAGCUUAAAAACAUAAAGGGAGCCGAAAAACAGAAACCAGGAGAGGAGUGUACUGUUUACUCAGAGGUGAAGACAAAACCAGCUGCAGGUGAUAAUGUGGUGUACGCCCAGGUCCACGCCCACGGUAAAGGAAAAGCUAAAAGAAAGAAAGGAAAAGCAUCUCCUGGAGCUCCAGAGGAAACCAUAUACUCAGCGGUCAAAUAAGCUACACAGCUAAUGGUAGAAGUGAAAAAUGAUAAUGCAGUAUAAAGCUCUUUACGAGUGAUUUUAUCUAAAUCUUUGCAGCUUUGCGUACUUUAAGGCUAUGUAUAGUUUAUUUAAUGUCUGAUUAUUUUAAAGAUAAUUAUUGGUUGGAUUUAUUCAUCUGUUGUGUAUUUCUUUAAGUAUAGUUCAUUCAGUGUUGUUGUAUUAUAUACUGUAUUUUUUUUUUUUCAGUCACUUCAUUUAAAAAGCUACAUGGACAAAUUUAAUAGCAAUGUUUAAUAUAUAAAAUAAUCUAAAAAGCAGUAGAACUUGCAGUAUUUAAAGGAUAGUACACAGUUUUAAGUUGGCCUUUCUUAGUGCUUUUGAUACAAAAUAAUGAUCAUUAAUAGUUGGUUUUUAUAUGUGAUAAUCUACCACCAGAACAUCUGGUUGUAUUAUUGUAUUAUAUUGUACUAU
This is a messenger RNA of Sphaeramia orbicularis (orbiculate cardinalfish), 7901 nucleotides long. RefSeq lists its product as uncharacterized. NCBI's taxonomy places the organism in Eukaryota, Metazoa, Chordata, Actinopteri, Kurtiformes, Apogonidae. The transcript has 42 exons. The record is from RefSeq and is a predicted model, not a curated record. The coding region runs from base 129 to 7445 and encodes 2438 amino acids. Gene Ontology annotation, molecular function: transmembrane signaling receptor activity. Gene Ontology annotation, cellular component: external side of plasma membrane. Gene Ontology annotation, biological process: immune response; cell surface receptor signaling pathway.